UUUGUGUGUGUGUGUGUAGAUAUUAACAUCAAAUUUAUUGCCAUUUGUGUUUUGUGUAUUUAGAGUGAAUUGGAGUAAAUUAUUUAGAGUAAUAAUAAGAAAAAAAAUAUAAAUAAAUAAAACAACCAACUUAAAUAAUUAAUAAACAUAAAAUAAAUAAUAUAAUAUGUAUGAAAAUAUAUGUUAAAUGAACUGUUUUGUGUUUGUUUUAUCAGAAAUGAAAAAUACAAAGGUUACGUUUUAUAGUUCAUUAAAUUGAAAAUUAAAAAAAUAAAAUAAAAUAAAUCAAAAUGGAUUCACCAGGAUUAAAAGGUCCAUUAGAUGAUGUUGUUUCUGAUACGUCAAAUAGUAUUGUAACAAUAACAGGAGGUUCUGAAACACCGGAUAGUAUUAGAGGCUUUCCCGAUAAUGAUUCAGUAAAUGACAGUCCAAAAAUAACAAAACCAGUACUUGGUAAAGUACAAGCAAAAAAACGUUUAAUGGCAUUUGCAAAUGUUCUUAAUACACCAUUAAAAUUACAAAAAAUUAAUGAUAAUAAAAUAUUAAAUUUAUCUGAUAAUCAUGAUACAGAUAAUGAUAAUUAUCGUAAACGUGUAAAAUUAAAUAAAAAUAAUAAUAAAAAACAAUUAGAACCAAAAUUAGCUGCAAUUGAUGAAAUAAUGCUUGACGAUGCAAGAAGAAAAAUGCUUGCACAAAAUACACCAGAUACAUUUGAUGGUAAUGAACGUUUUAUAAAUAAUAGAAGUAAUGAUAGAGAUAAAAAUAAAUAUAGAGAACAUGAACGAGAUAGAGAUUAUUAUAAAAAAUAUAAACAAGGAAAAAAAGAUCAUCAUCAUCAUCAUCAUCAUCGUGAUUAUAGUCAUCGUCGUGAUAGUAAAAAAUCAAGAAAAAAAUCACCAUCAGAUAAAAGAAAUAAUACAACAAUUAGUCCGUCCAAUAAAUCAAUAGAUAAAUUACAAAUAAAUGAUAAUGAUAAAAAAAAUCAACAUAAUAUUACUGAUUUAUCAUUAAAAGAUAAUAAAAUUAAUUUAAAAUCUAUAGAUAAUAAUAAUAGCAAUGAAUUAAAUGAUAAUAUUGAAAAAAAUUUAGAUAAUUAUUCAUUUGGUUGUGAUAGUUGGAAAAAUUUUAAAAAUAAUGGUGGAAUUAUUAAAAUUAAAUCAUCAUCACCAUCAUCAUCAUCACAAGUGGCAAAUGAUAAUACAAGUAAAGAGCUUAAUUUAAAAUCAUAUCAAGAAUAUGAUAUGCAUUUUAAAAAAAUGCUUAUGACUAAAAAUUAUCAUCAUGAACGUACAAGUGUACUUGCUGCUGGUUUACAUGAUACAUACAAAGAAUAUCCACCAGAGACUAUUCGUAUUACUAAAAAUAAUAAAAAAUCACAAAUAUUAUAUUGUGAAAAUCCAAGAGUAUCAAUGUACAUGCCACUUAAUUCAUUUAACAAUGAUUUAUCACCAGAACGUCAAAAAAUAAUACGUAUGAUAAGUGAUUCAACUGAAGAAUCGAUUGUUUGUUCUGUUGAUGAUGAAGAAUUUAAAAAAAGAGAUUGGUUUGAUAGACAAAUAUUAAUUCAAGACAAAAAAUUAUCAUCUGAUGUUGCAAAUAUUGAUUCAAUAAAUACAUCAUCUACAAUAGUUGAUACUGAUAAACAACAAGACAUGUCUGAGCAUAAUGAUGAUAAUGAAAAUAAUUGUAAAAAUGAAUUAGUUCAAGCAUCAUCAAAUUCGACUAUAAUUGACAAUGAAACUAUUGAAGAAACUAAAAUAGCUACACCAAUUGAUGAAAUAAAUGAAAGUAUUAAUAAUCAAAAUUCUGAUAAUGAUAAAUCUGUUGAAUUAUCAUCAACAGUUGAAGAAAAUCUUGAAUCAGAGUAUGAACAAUUUAUGAAAAUUGUUUGUAAUGAUACAUCGACUGUUGCAACAUUGGAUGAUCAAUCAUCUUCUAAAACUUCAUCACCUUGUGUAUCAAAUAAUGAAAUCAAUGUAACACCAAUGGAAAUUGAUAAACUGCCAAUUGAAAAUGAUGAUAAUGAUGGUACAACUGUAGUUGAAGAAAAACCAAUAAUAAAAAUUGAAGAAAAUAAUACAAAACAAUUGGAUGAUGGUGAGCUUGUAGAAGAAGCUGUUGAUAAUAAUAAAAUAAAUGAAGAUAAUGAAUCAAAUGAACAAGAAAUCGAAACUGUUUAUGAAAAAGUUGUAAUUAAACAUGAACCACUUAGUGAUAAUGAUAAAUCAAUAACAAAAAAAAUUGUUAAUAAAAAACGAUUGAAAAAAAAAAGAGUAGCUUCAAGUGAAAGUAGUGAGACAUCUUCUUCAUCAUCUUCAUCAUCUUCGUCUUCGUCUUCGUCGUCAACAUCAUCAUCGUCUUCUUCUUCGUCUUCUUCUUCAUCCUCUUCAUCGUCAGGAUCAUCAUCAGAAUCAUCAGACUCUGAGGAAGAAACACGUAAACGAAGAAAAAGAAAAAAAAGACGAAAAAGAAAAAGACAUAUCAGUGAUUCAAGUAGUGAUACAAGUGAUUCAAGUAGUGAUGAUAAAGUAUCAAAAAAACGUAAAAAACAUCAUCAAAGAAAAAAUAAAAAAUCAUUAAGAAAAAAAAAACGUUUAAGACGUAGUUCAUCAUAUUCUGAUUCAAGUUCAUCAAGUAAAUAUAAACAUUCCAAAAAAAGAAGACAUAGAAAAAUUAAUAUGAAAAAACGUAAAUCAAUAAAGAAACGAAGAUUAUCAAAAAAAUCAGAAUCAGAUGAAAGUUUUAAUCUUCAAAAAGUUAAAAUUGAAAAAAUUGAUAUUGAAGAAGAAAAAACUAAUAAUAUAAAGACACCAGGUGUUGAAAUAAUACCACCUGUAGCGACUAUUGUUGAAACAGUAUCGACAUCAGUUAAUGAAUUAGAAGUUAAUAAUUUGAAUGAUAAAAUUGAUGAUAAAGAUGAGACAAAUAGUAUUGAAGAAGGUGAAAUUAUUGAAUCAGAAAAGACAAGUGAUGAAUGUGCUAUUACAAAACAAGAACAAGUUGAAGAAUCAAUUGAAUCUGAAUCUAUUUUAGCUGUAAAUGAAAAAUCUGCUCCAUUAGAUAGUAAAGUAGUUGAAAAUAUUAAUGUUGACGUAAUACCAAUUAAAAAAGAAAACAAUUCAAUAAAAAUUCAAGAUGAAAAUAUUCAAGAGACAGAAGAUGAUACAAAAAUUAAGAUAACAAAUGAUAAAAGUAUUUCAAGUGAAAUUACAAAAGCUGAAACUGUAGAUAAUAAUUUAGUCAAAGAUUUAAUUGUGCAAGAUGAUAAAUCUACAAAUGAAAUAAAAAAAACUCGUCAAAAUUCAACAAGCAAUACAUCAUCAUGUGGUACAACUAGUGUAACAGAAGCAAGUGAUAAUGAUAAAUUAGAAAAUCAACAAUCAAUAUUAAAAACAAAUAAAAAAGCUUCGAAGAAAAAAGAAAAAUGGGGAAGUCAAUUGGAUUUUGAUUCUUUAAAUUAUCUUAAUUUUCCAUCAUCAAAUAAUAAAGUUGAAAAAAAACUUGAUGAUUGGGAAGUUGAUAGUAUAGAUUCAGAUAAAAAUAAUUACUCAUUACAAUCAAUAAAAGAUAAAUUAAAACCAUCAAAAAAAAUUAAUAAACAAGUUAGAUAUGAUGAAAAAACAGAUACAUAUAUUGCUGUUGAAAAAGAAACUAAAAUUGAUAAUAAAAAAAAGAAAAUUCAAAAAUUACCAUCAUUAAAAAUUUGGGAAGAUGAAGAAGAAGAAGAUGAACGUCAAGCAGUUAUUAUAACAAAAGAAAAAGAAAAAUCUACAGAGUCUGUUGAAGAUUUAAAAACUUGGCAAUCAAAUAUUGUACCUGAAAUUUUAAAAGUUGAAACGAAAAUUGAAAAUGAAUCAAUUGAAAAAAUAUCUGUACCCGUAAUUGAUAAAAAAGAAUCAUUACCAGUUGAUUUGAUUAAAGUACCAGAACAAUUAGCGCCAGUAUUAUCAGAAAAUAUACAAAAAAAUGAAACAAUAAAUGAAGAAAAAUGGGAAAAAUCAAUCAGUCCUGUUGUAGAAUCACCAAAACCAUUAGAAACACCAGAAGAUUCACUUGUUGCUGUUAAUUGGGAAGAAGAAGAACUUCAACCUUUUAUAAGUGAACCUAUUGACAGUAAAAUAUUAUCAAAAAAUAAAUCAUUGAUAAAAAAUUUAGAAGGUAAAUUUGAAAUUGAAAAAAAUAAUUCUGGAUUAAAGGAUAAAAAAAAUAAACACAAUAGUCCAAGUGGAUCUGAUGUUAUAAAAAUAUCAGAUGAAUCAAGUGACAGUAGUAGUGAUAGUAGUUCAUCAUCAAGUAGUUCUGAUAGUGAAAGUGACAGUGAAUCUGAAAAUAAGGAAAAAAAAUUUAUCAUUAAAGAUAAAAAUACAUAUUCAGAUUCUGAUACAAUGAAAAUGAUACAAAAAAAUUUAGUACGUCAAUUCAAUGACAAUAGCUCGGAUAAUAAUGAUACUAAAAAAUCAAAUGACAAUGUAAAAUCUACAAUUGAUAAAUCAGAAAAUUAUUUAUUAAAAUUAUUACCAAAUCAGUUGAUUAAAAAACGACCAAUUGCUGAAUUAUUAAAAGAUCCAGUUACAAUAAAAAAUGAAAAUAAACAAAUAAUUUCUGAUAUUAUUAAUAGUUUAAAAGAACCAUCUGACCCAGAACCAAUUAAAAAUGAAAUAUCACCCCCAAAACCUGUAUUUAAAAGUACAUUUACAGAAAUAAUUGUUCCAAAUUCACAAUCACCACAACAACAACAACAACCUGAUCAACGUGAUCAUUUAGAAAUUCAUAUAAAAUCUAGUGAAGAUAACAAAACAAGUAAUUUAAUAAAUAAAGAAAAAUUAAAAUAUGAUGAUCGUCCUGGAAGAUCAACAUCACCACGUGAUAGACGACGUUACAAUCAAGAUGAUAAUAAAUAUAAAAAAUCAUCACCAGUAUCUUGGUACAAAGGACGAAGUAGAAGUCGAAGUAGAUCAUGGAGUAGAAGUCCAAGAAGAGAUCGUUCAAUGAGACGUAAAUGUUCAGAAGAAAAACGAGAUCGAUAUUCAAGAAGUCCAUUACGUGGACGUUCUUCUGGUCAACGUGAACGUCCAAGAAGUAAAGAAAAUGAUUGGUUAAAUCCAGAAAAAGUAUAUGAUCCACUUGAAAUGUUGAGAAAUGUAACAUCAGCAAAUAAACAACGUGAUAAUGAAUUAUCACAAGAUAAAAUUUGUAAAAAGUUAGAUAAUGAAAAUGAAAAUAUUGGUAUUUAUGGUAAUAGAAUAUUGACAAAUGAUAAUACUGGUUUCAAUGAACGACCGUAUUCAAAAAAUAAUAGUAUUGAAAGAGAUUUAUUAGAGGGAUCAAGAUAUCGUAGUAGAAGUUUAGAAAAACGUGGUCGUGAUAUUGACUGGGAAAAAUCACCAGUAUUUGAUAAAUUUGGUAGUAGAAGAGAAAGAAGAACACCAGAUAGACAUUCAAGAUCAUCAAGAUUAUCAUCCCCAUCACGUAGAAGUGGUUCACCAUUAAGAAAAAGAUUUAUUUCACGUUCACGUUCAAGAUCACGUAGUAAUUCAAGAUCAAGAGGAAGACCAAGAUCUCGUUCACGUUCUCGUUCACGUUCACGUUCACGAUCAAGAAUACGUCCAUCUGAAAGACGUAGAUCAUUAGAUAGAUUUUUACGUUCACGAUCAAGAACAAGAUCUCGAUCAAGAUCAUAUUCACCACGUAGAAAUUUUUCAAUGGGUUUUGAUAGAUUUCCAAGUAAUUGUCAAGAAAUUGGAAGAAAAAUUGAAACAAUUAUUCAUCCAUCUGGUAUUAAUGCAACAAUGGCUGAUUCAGUUGGUGAUUUAAAUUUAAUUGGUGAUCAAAAUACAAUUGGAACAAUACCAUCAUCAUCUACAGGUUUUUAUCAUUCAAAUGAUAUACCAUUAGAUUAUCCAUAUUAUCCAAGAAAUAAUUUAACAUAUCCACCAAGAGUUGCUGAAACAACACAUACAAAUUCACCAAAACGUUUAUCACUUGAUGAUCGACUUGAGCUUGAAUUGGGAAUUAAAAAAUCACAAGAAGCAUCUGGACAUAUGUAUAAUAUGUCACAUUUUAAUUCACCUCAUUCUAUGGUUGGAUAUCAAACACAAUUACCAGGUAUAAUUCCAGUACGUCAAACAGUUUCAUCAUGUCAACAACCACCACACAUUCCAUUUCGUCGUAAUCAACAAAAUAUACCACCAACUGUUGUUCAAGUUGGUAAUGUUUUACAAGUUGUACCAGCUGAACAAACUUCUAUAAUUAAUCGUACUCCAAAUAUACCAAUUAGAAGUGAUUUAUUAUCACCAGCAUCAAAUCCUAAUGUUAAUGUUAAUACUCAUGCUAAUAUUAAUGCUAAUACCAAUGCCAAUAAUAAUAGUAAUAAUAAUACCAAUAAUAACAACUUAAAUAGAGUUGUAAGAGUUGGUAAUGUACUUCAAGUUGUACCAACGACAAAUGUUGAUUGGACUGCAAAUAUACAAACACCACCAACAACAGUUAUUGAACGUUCAUCAGUGCCAAUAAUUACCCAACAAAAUUAUCCACAAAUAUCACCAUCAAAUAUACAAAUUAUAAAUCCAAGUACAAUAAUAAAUACACCAAAAAUUGUACCUGUACCAUUGGCUGUACCAUCAAUUGUCAUGCCACCACCUUCAACAAUAUUAACACAAUCAAAUAUUCAAAUUCUUCCAAAAUUAACACCAACAAAACCACUACCAGCUCCACAGCCUGUAUAUAAUUAUGAGGCAAUUAUGGAAACACGUAAAAAAGAAAAAGAAGAACGUAAACGUUUGAGAGAUGAAAAAAGACGUGAUAAAAAAUUAAGAAAAAUUGAAAAAUUAAAAAGACGUGAAGAAAGAAUAUUGGGAAGAACAAGUCGUGUUGAAGCUGAAGCUGAAUUAGACUUAGAUAUAAAAUCAGUUAAAGAUAUUAUUGAUGUAAAUAUAUUAAUUGAUAAUAAAAAGAAAAAUAAUGAAGAUGAUAAUGAUGAUGAUGAUUAUGAUGAUGACGAUGAUGAAAGUAGUGGUAUUGUUACAAGUGGAGUAGAUGCUGUAAUAAAUGAUGUAGAACCAGAAGUUGAUGAGGAUAAUGAUGAAGAGGUUUAUGGUGAUGAAGAUGAAGAUGACGAUGAUGAUGAAGAUGAAGAAGAAAAUUAUGACGAUGAAUCAAAAGUAUCAACUUCAAAUACAUUAAGUCAAAUUGAUAUUGAAAAAACAAUAAUUAAUGAAAAUUGUAUUGACAUUGAACCAGAUAGUAAUUCAUUACCACCAAUAAGUAUUCGUCCACCACCAAAAAAAGGUAUUCUUGUUGCUCCAGGUGUUUGGUCAAAUCGCACAUUAAAUGGUGGUAAUAAUGAUGAUGAUAAUUAUGAUGAUGACGAUGAUAAUAAAAAUGUAGAAAAUUUUGUAGACGAUAUAUCAAUUCAGCUUAAUGAUAAUGCAAUAAUAAAUUGGGAAAUGGAAGAUGAUAAUUUAGAUAAUGAUAAAGACAAUAAUAAAUUAACAAAAAUACGUAAAAUACGUGCAAAAAAAUAUGUUAAAUUUGCUGAUGGUGUUAAUCCAGGUGAAGGAACAAGUCCAAGUGGUUGUGAAGGUGAUAUGCCAUCACCUCCACCACCAGAAUCAUUAGUAAAUGAUGAUCCACUUAAAGAAUUACAUAUUAAAAAAACAAAAAUACGUAAAAGUUCAAGGAGAAAGUUAAAACGUGUUAAACCAUUAAAAACCAAGAAAAAAGUCAAGGUAAAAGUAGUUAAAUUAAAAAAACCAAGGAUAACACCAUUGGCUGCAAUGAUAUUUGAUGAUUCUGAUGAACUUGAUGAUCGUUCACCACCACCACCACCUCCUGGUUCACCUCCACCACCACAUUUAUGGCCAAGUUAUUUAUCAGCAUAUAACUCGUCACUUCGUGUUCCAGAAGUAACAUCAACUUCCUUAUCACCAAAUCAAGUUGCACCACCACCAACUCCUCUUCCUCUUCUUGUGCCACCACCACCACUUAAUUAUCAUCAAUUACUCAAUACAAAUGUGUAAAAAAAAAAAUCAUUUUAUAUAUAUACACAGUUUGUUUUGAAUAUUUUCUUCCCUUAGCUGAUUUAUUUAGGAUAAUUUAUAGUUAUUGUCUUUUUUUAAUUUAUCUUUAUAACUUAUAUGAUUAAAUAAAAUCAUUGCAAGACUUGAAGUAGUGCAAAAUGUAUAUAAAUUUAUGUGUUAUUAUAUUUGCAUUAUAAAUUCUUCUCUAUGUUUUUAAAAAAAAAAAUUGUAAAAAGAUGUGUAUGAAGAAGCUGAAAUAGAUAAGAAGAUGAAAAAUUAAUUUGAUAAAUUGUUUAAUAAUAUUGCACAAGUGUAAAAACAAAACAAAGAUCUAAUUAUAUACAGUGUUAGUUAUUAUUUGUAUCUUUUAUCUUUGUUUUUUUUUUGUCUCCACUUAGUUUUAGUUGUGGUACUUGUUCACUGUAUGUAUUAAGUUGGUCAGUUGAUUAAAAACCUUGUUCGGGAACAGUCGGCACAUUGGCCUUCGUUGACUGUCGUUCAGUCAAGUUUUUGUUGUUGUUGUUGUUUAUCUUAACUUGUUUAUCAAGCUUUCAGCUCUCAG
Molecule: messenger RNA, 8580 nt
Organism: Aphidius gifuensis
Lineage: Eukaryota; Metazoa; Arthropoda; Insecta; Hymenoptera; Braconidae
Product: protein PFC0760c-like
Exons: 3
Coding region: 291-8018 (2575 amino acids)
Source: RefSeq, a predicted model, not a curated record